This is a messenger RNA of Nicrophorus vespilloides, 9486 nucleotides long. RefSeq lists its product as uncharacterized. The coding region runs from base 710 to 9415 and encodes 2901 amino acids. The record is from RefSeq and is a predicted model, not a curated record. The transcript is spliced from 7 exons. Lineage: Eukaryota; Metazoa; Arthropoda; Insecta; Coleoptera; Silphidae.
UUGAAGAACGUAGUAAAAGCUACGGAGAAUACACGUAACUUUCUAUUUAUUUUUAGGGAUUUUUCUAGAAUGAUCGAUUUGUAAAUCUGGAAUAGAAAGUUUAAUUGCUUUGUAGAUACGUAUUUUUAUUUUGAACCAAGGUUUAAUUGCAUGACGCCAUUUAAUAAGUGUACUUGGGAGGAAAGCGUGCAUUUCGAGAAAGCCAAAAAAGAAGUAACUGUGUCGAUUCGUUCGGGAAGUUUAGUACCGUUGGUUAUAGAAUAACGUUACUGAUCAAAGCAAGUUAAAAGUGAAACAACGGAAUAUCGAUCAAACAAUUGCACAUAUGCAAAUGUGACGUUCAUCGUGGUAAACACAAGAUACGGUGGAGGGCGUUUUUUUUUUAUGUUGUUGUUGUUCGAGGGUGUAAAGGUUGUGCAGAAGUCAUUAGUGUUUACGAGGACUGUUUAGUUUAUUGAUGGGCUAUAUAAGCAAGAAUUAGCAGAAUAGCAUGUUUUUUGAAGAAACGCAGUCCGUCGAUUUGUUUCCCUCCAACCGUUCGAACAACACAGGGUUCGUUUCUUGACCCAGGCCGAAAGCCCUUCAGUCGCGCCUCAACCCUCGCCCCGUAGAAACGUCACGAACGUAACGAACGCAAAACACGCCAGAGUCAAAGUUGGAACGCAAACAGUUGGAAAUACCACGGAUUUAUAUAUGUGAGAGAAGAAAAAUGGUUCCGAAGAACGAAAAUUCCACAAAGAUGGGCAUUUAUCAAGACACCGCAGAAUUGCAAAACAGAGAACUGCAGAGACUCGCCAUUCUGAAUAAGUACGAAGCAUACAUAAUGAAGAUCAUCGCUCAGAAUCAGAUCAGCAUUAUAAACCGGACGUAUCCAGACAAUCGGCUCAGCACGAAAUUCCUGGAGUACAUCCAGAGCAUCACGCAAUUUCUAAUCAACUACAACCAGACGAUAUACGAGAAAUGCAGCAAAUUUCCGUACUCCAGUUCGCUGAUGGAGUUCCUGGAGCUGUACGUGGCGCUGGAGCAUGACUCGAUGAUUAAAUUGAUGAAGGAUCGACGAUCGGUGGAGCAGAGGGUGCUAGAGUUGCUGCACAAAAUGUUCAGGCAUCGGCCGAAGGUCCAGAAGUAUAUUGUCCUCAGUGUUGUUGUGAACGCGAAGAACGAGCACGGUCUGACGAGAAGCUUCUGUCUAGAGUUCAUCACGAAGACCGAGAAGGAAAUGCUGUGGGCAAACAGGAACAACAAUUUAACGAUUGGCCGUGCGUUGCUCUCGAAGGUGUGGAUAAACCCCCAUCUGAAAAUGCUCACGCAGGAGUACGAUUCUAGCUACGAGGAUUCCGAUCUGGAAAUGGAUCUGACUAUCAAGGAGGAGAGGAAUAAGUUCCGCAGGAAGCGGCGGAAAUUGGAGAGGCCGCAAAAGCAGCAACCGAAUUCAAGCAACAAAGUACAUCUGGACACUAUGAGUGCUUCUAUAAAGAAGGAAAUCGUUUCUGUGCCGAAGAUCGAGAGGAGAUCGUGGCCGGAGCUUAGUGCGACCGGUGUUGAUUUGGAAGAUGUUAAAAACGUGCAAAUCAAAAGUGAGUUGUCUUUUAGUGAAACUGUGAUCAAACACGAGAGGAACGAUGAGGACGACAGUUCGAGUAGUGUAGAUAGGGCAGAUAGUUUUAAUAAUAGAAGAAACGCAAGUGAUGAACGUACAUUAGGCAAUAACAAUGGACAUUUUACGAAUUCCAAAGAGGACGGUGGUCACUCCGGAGGCGGUGGUCACGAAAACCAUAGUACAAAUAUUGGACUGAAUUGCUCAAACUUAAAAAGGGACACUGAAAUUGCUGUUCCAUCGGAAUGUACUAAGCAUAGCGAUAGCUCGGAAAAUUCCGUAAAAUCAAUGUUUAAAGAGUUAAUGGACGAUUUAAAGGCGAAUGCACACAAAAGAAAUACAACAGAAAGUGAAUCUUCUAAUCAGAGCAAGACAAAAGCAAUAAUCCAUCCAAAUGCAGAACUUCAAUCGAGCGGACCUUCAAUGAAAUCAGAACUUUCUGUUGAACAAAGCGAUAAUGUAGAAAGCCAUGCAGCAGACACGAAUCUUCCAGAAAGCAGCAAUAAGAACCCAGAUGUUCCAAUUCAGAUAAUCGUAAAAAUUGCAUUACUUCCCGAAGACCUGGAAAACAAUGUGAAAGCAAUAGAUAAUCCCUCACACUUGGAAACUUCCAACGUCAGGAUUAUUCCAGAGAUUGUAGCAGAUAGAAACUUCCAAGAAGAAUCUAAUGAGAGAAAACAUAAUCUAAAAAUAUUGGAACCUUCUAUACAAAAUCAAAAUUCAGAGCUUCCUAUUCAGGUGAUCGUGAAAGCAGUCUCACAUCCAGAAGUCAAAGCAAUUUCAAAUGAGAAAUUGAAAGAAAACAAAUUGACCCUCGAAAUUGAUAUUUUGGAGAAUUCAAGACGAAAUAACGAAGAUAAUAAACUUCAAGAGGUUUCCAAUGAAAAAAUCAAUUUGGAAAUUCCAAGUUCGGAAAUGAUUGCCGAAGAUAGAACCGACAAGAUUAGUUCACCUGCACAUGCAACGACUUCCCAACAAAAUGCAAGUACUGAAGAAGCAAACGAAACAGCAAAUGAGGAACGUAUUUUAGAAGAUGCAAAUCCAGACGUUGGACAAAGGUUAAGGGAUAUUCCACAAAUAAGAUGCGAAGAUACAUCCGUUUUACCUGUUAAUCAAGAUCAAGAACGAACGGGACUGAAGUGUUUAGAUGUGGAUUCCGAAAUUGCUUUGGAUAUCUCGUUAGGUAAUAUAUCAGAUAUACUAAAUACAAGUGAAUUAAGUGAAGAAGGAUUACUGAAUAAAUCGUAUUUGGAAAUGCUUGCAGACACAGCGGUUUCAGUGGACGACAGGAAAUUCAAUGAAAGUGUUACUAAAUUAACAAAAGUGAAGGCACACGAAUCCACGACAGAAGUAGAAGUUGAAACUGUCCAAGAACUUGAUUCCAAGAACGUAUCUGUUGAAAUGUUCGAGGAAACUCUUAACGAAAACGAAAGUCUUAAAAUCUUGACAACUAAUAGUAACGAUGAUGUUUUCACGCCUUCAGAAUCUACGCAGAAUAUCGAAGAGCAGAAUUCGAAUAUAAAUGAUGGAGAACUUUCAUUGGAGGAAACCGCUGUUGAAGAUGAUGAUACUCUGAAGCUUAUUGAAAGACUUGAAGAACAUUCAGGAGAAAGUAAGCAAUCUAAAUUGGAUGUAGAAGUAAUCAAUUCCGAUGUAUUGAAAGAAGUUGAUAUGGAUGAUUCUAAACUUAAUGGAAAUGAAUUAAUGGAAGAACUUGAAAACAUUGAAAAGCAACAAGCCGCGAAUAUUGAGGAAACUUGUUCAAAUAUUAACGAGAAUCAAUGCGAAGAAAUAUCUAAUAACGAAUUAAUCGAAGAAAUAGAUAAAUCAUCGUUUAUUUUCAAUGAAGAUAAUAAACAAACUGAAGAAUUGAAAGAGUCUAUGGAAACUACUGAAAAUAGCGAGAAUAUUUCAGAAAAUGUGAUAGAAUGUUCGAUGAAAAACUUUGAUAAAGAACUUAUUGAAGAAAAUGAACAUUUGGAUAAUUCUGCAGAAGUGACUUUUGAUGGAAUUGAUACGAAAUGUAAUGUAUCUAUACAGAACGAAUCGAGUGCAGAAAUAAUUGAUGAUAGUUUCGACUGUAAUCUAGUGGACGAGGAAGCAAUAAAAUCUAAUGAAGUUAUCGAGGAAAUUAUAAACCAAGAAAGUUUUAAAGAAAUUUCCGAAGAUAAAGUUGGUGAAAUAUGUGAUGAUCAUUUGCCAUUGGUCGUAAGUGAAGUAAAUAUAGACUCUAAAGUGAAUGACAUUAUUGAAGAGCGAAAUUUGGAUAUUGUUAUGCAAAGCGAAAAUUCUGAUGUUGACAAACAAAUUCAUGAGAAUACUUCAAUGGAAUUAUUUGUUCCAAUCAAUGACACCAGGGAGUGUAAUCAUCUUACAGAAAAUAUCAAAGAUGAUGAACAUACGAUUGUUUUGCAAGAAGGCGAAAGUAAUAAAAAUCAUAAUGAAAUGAUCGAACCGCUUGUUGAAACUUUUGAAAAACAUAACGAACUUUUUGAUGUUGAAAUGUUAGUGACUACAGAGCAACAAAGUGUAGAACUUGAAGUAAACAAAAAAGAUAUUGAACUUAAAGAAAGGGAUCAAAUUCAGGUCAAAGAAAUGGACGAAAUGGAAGAUAAAAAUGGACUUAAGGUCAAAGAAAUAGAAGAAGUCGAGGUAAAAGAAAAUUACGAAAUUGUGCGUAAAGAAUUGGAUCAAGCUGAGGUCAAACACUUGAACAAAAUUGUGGUUAGAGAAAAAGACGAACUUGAGGUUAAAGCAAAAGAAGUUGAGUUCAAAGAAAAUUACGAAAUUGAGCUUAAAGAAAAGGAUCAAGUUGAGGUCCAAGAAAUGGACGAAAUUGAAGAUAAGGAUAAAAAUGAACUUGAGGUCAAAGAAAUAGAAGAAGUUGAGGUAAAAGAAAAUUACGAAAUUGAGCUUAAAGAAAUGAAUCAAGUUGAGGUCAAACCAAUCAACAAAAUUGUGGUUAGAGAAAAAGGCGAACUUGAGGUCAAAGCAAAAGAAGUUGAGUUCAAAGAAAAUUACGAAAUUGAUCUUAAAGAAAAGGAUCAAAUUGAGGUCCAAGAAAUAGACGAAAUUGAAGAUAAGGAUAAAAAUGAACUUGAGGUCAAAGAAAUAGAAGAAGUUGAGGUAAAAGAAAAUUACGAAAUUGAGCUUAAAGAAAUGAAUCAAGUUGAGGUCAAACCUGUCAACAAAAUUGUGGUUAGAGAAAAAGGCGAACUUGAGGUCAAAGCAAAAGAAGUUGAAAAUUACGAAAUUGAUCUUAAAGAAAAGAAUCAAGUUGAGGUCCAAGUAAUGGACGAAAUUGAGCUGAAAGAAAAAAAUCAAGUUGAGGUCAAAUACAAAGAAGUUGAGUUCAAAGAAAAAGUCGAAAUUGACCUUAAAGAAAAGAAUUCAGUUGAGGUCAAAGAAAAGGCAGUUGAGUUUAAACAAAAAGACGAAAUUGACCUUAAAGAAAAAUAUCAAGUUAAUUUUAAAGAUAUGGACGAAAUAAUAGUCAAAGAAAAUGAUGAAGUGAUGUUAAUGGAAAAAGAUGGAGCUGAGGUUCAAGAAAAGGAUGAAGUGGAGGAAAAUAAAAUGGAAAACCAAUCUUCCUUACAGGAUAAAGAGGAAGAACAUCCUGAUGAUAAAGACAAAUUGGUUAUUGAAGAAUUUGUUGAAAGUGUCGAUCAUACGUCGGUCAAUAUAUCUACAGAAUAUUUUGAACAAGAAAAUAUGUUGGACCAAUCCCAUGUGCAAAAUACCGUAGUUGAGCAAAAUAUUUUAGUUGCCGAGACAUUAAAUGUUAUUGAGAAGAGUAAUAAUGAAGGUGAAACAAAAACAUCUGCUCAAUUUAUCGAUGAAAAAUAUCAAUUGGAAGACUCAACAAUCACCGAUAAAUGUAUUACAGAUAUCUGUGAAACUUCCAGUAUUGAUAAUAAUUUAAUGAGCUCCGAGUUUGUGAAUUUUGAAGAGGAGAUCGCUGUCGAAGUCGAAAUUGAAUGCGAAGAGGUUGUACAUGAAGAGGUUAUACAUGAAGAUGUUGUACACGAAGAGGUGUUAGAUUUUCCUGAAGAAAUACAACAGACAAGUGAAGAAAUACUAACAGAAAAAGUAAUAAAUAAAGAAGUGGAAAAUCCGAAAGACGAUAUUAAGAAAUUGGAUGAAUCAAAAUCAGAAUAUUUAGCAGAAAAAGAUGAUUUUAAUCCGGAAGUAUAUCAAAAUCAAGAUAUGAUGCCUGAACUUACCAAAGAAGAGGACAGUGGAAAUAAUAUCGAGCAUUUGGUGAAGAAAAUGAGACACAGAUUGGAUGACAAUUGGGUAAGGAGUGAUUCAACAGAAACGCAAAUAAUUAGCAAUAAGAAUCAAUCUCGGUCAUCAACUGAAGACAAUUUAAUGCCAGAACUUAAGAAGGAAAUUAAAAUUGAUAAUAAAAGGCGCGACAGGAAAAAGCGGAAGGAUGAUUUUGUGGUAAAUAAUACAGAAAAAGUGGAAUCACCAAAAGUGUCCACUGAAAAUCAGAUAUUUGAGUCGAAAAAUGAAACUAUUAAUACGAAUGAAGAUUCAAUGCGUAAACUUAGAAACGAUAGGAAAUCUGAUAAGAAAAAGUACGAAAAGAAAUCGAGUCAAAUUGCAAUUGAGAGUUUGGACUUCAGAAAUAAAUUUAAUGGACGUAAAUCGACUCCAAAGGAAGAUGAACAACAUUUGAUGCCGACUCUUGUAAAAGAACUUGAUGUAGAAAAGGAAGUCUCUAUUGAGAAAAACUUGGAUAAAUCACGUCAACACAUUGAAAAUAAAGUAAGUCCCAAAGUGAAAGAUGAUUCAGUUCCAAAGGUUCCCAAAGAAGCGAAACUCGAUUUUCGACCGGACUUUGAAAAACAAUCAAACAGUCCCAAAAAAAGUCAAGAUACCAUCAAGUUGCCGAAAGAGUUGCAAAAGUCUUUCGAACAUAUCAAGAUUUAUGCUCAGCGCUACUGUGGCUCGAAGAAAAGUGUUCCGAACAUCGAGCACAUCCUGAAAUCAGAAAAUCUGUUCUCCGGAGUACAGAGAAAGACUCAAAUCUUCGAAGCAUCAAAGACCGAAGAGAAUCAUCCAAUUGUCCGAAACAUUGAUAUUAUCAAAGAUGUUGAUAAAACAAUAGUUGAUAAACCGGUAAUUAAAAAUGAUGAAUUAAAUUAUAAAUCACUUGUGGAUACAACAAAAAGAACCGACGAGAGAAAAUCGUUGGACAACAGUCGACAUCGAAGAGAAAAAUCUUUGGAAAGUAAAUCCAAUUCGAAAUCUUCACACGAAAGCGAUAAUAAAUCAAAGAAAUAUUCUUCAAGUUCGAGCAGCAAAAGGAAGCAUGACAGUAAAACCAAAGAUAUCGAUGAAAGUAAAUCUACUAAACGUGUACGGAGUGAAUCAUCUUCGCAUUCAGAAAAUUCAACAAAGCUUGUAGAUGAAAAACAGAAAAGACAUUCUAGAUCUGUGAGUUCUGAGAAAUCCACAAGUAAUGUUAAGGAAUUGGAAAAAAUGAAGAGGGACAAAAGUAGACAAGUUGAAAGUAGUCAAAAAUCCGUGGAUAAAGAGUCUGAUAAACGCGAAAAAGAGUCGUCGAGAAGUUUAAAGAGGAAAUCAUCAUCGGAUUUAAAGAGUGUGGAGAGCAAAUCGAGGAAAACAUCGUCUUCGGAAAGCAAACGAACCAGCAAAGAUAGAGACACGAUAUCGGCAAUUUCGCUAAAUUCAAGCAGUUGCAAAUCAAAGGACUCCGAAUCUUUUUCGAAUGAAACAGCUACAUCCACGACCGUAAAAACGAUUGUUGUUAAAAGCAAAGAUGAAAUGGAAAAGACACAACAUGAAAACAUUAAUCAAUUUAAUUCAAUUUUCGAGAAAGGUAAGAAAAAUAUAGAUGAAAAUACAGAAAGCAAAUCCAAAAAACGUAAUCGAUGUGAAUCGUCCUCGUAUUCUGAUCUACCAGACGAAAAGAAUAAGAGAUAUUCUAGAUCAAGGAGUUUAGAAAAAUCGUCUAGUAAAUCUAGGGAAUUGGAGAAAACGAAUAAGGAUAAAAGGAAGCGCGAUGAAAGGACUGAAAGUAAAAGAAAAUCUGUAGAUAAAGAAGUAGAAAAACUAGCGAAAAGUUCACCGAGAAGUUUGAAGAAGAAAUCAUCUUCGUCAGAACUAAAACCGAAUGAAGUGAAAACAUCCAAUUAUAAAUUAACUAGCAAAGAUAAUGUUGCAGUAACAUCAUUAACCACGGAUUCAGACACUGCGAAGAAAUUGGUGAAGGAAGAAUGUGGAAAGUCAAUUGGAUUGAAAAUUCCCCAGAAUGAAAAGAUAUCUUAUGUUGAUCAAUAUCUUAUUAGGCAACGGGAGAUUCAGAAUAAAGAAAAGUAUGAUAAAUUGGAAGAUUGUCACACAUUUUCUGAGAAAGUCUGGCAUAAUGAAGAACGAUAUUCUAAGACCGAUUCGCCGAAGUCUACGCAAUUGGAUGCGACGCUAGAGGUCAAGUCGGAAGUGAUAUUUAGGAGCAGAUCGAGAUCAAUCGAAAUAGAUCAUUUGAAGGAUGCGAGAUGCGAAGAAAUUGAAUCCGAUUCGGGAAUCUCUUGUUUAACUACAACAAAAUCUAUGGGAACCAUAGCAGAGAUUUCAGAAGAUGAGCUCAAUAUGUUGGAGGUUUCACCAAACGUCCCACAGAUCGAUGAUGUUAAGGAGGAGCCGAUCUGCGAAAGUACUGAGAAACAAACAGAAGAUAAUUUAAAUUCAAUUGCAGUUGCUGAAGAUGCUUGCGGGUUUCUUGGAAUUAAAGUGGAAGAAACGGAGUCCAGUGAAUCGCCUGAAAAAGAUUGCAUUAAAUCGACCGAGGAUAUGGGUAAAGGAUUGGAAACGUUGAAAUCGUUCACGGAAAGUCUUUUGGAAUCGCUGGGCAGGACUAAUGCGAGUGCUCCGGUUGUUAAACGGGAACUCGACAAAGAUCAGAUGAGCUCCAGCGCAGUGACGCAGCCUCUGUCAUUCGCCUUUCAGACGUAUGCCGAAUUCAUAGGUGACGACGAAGAGGACGAUAUUAAGUCGCAAAGGAAUCGCAAAUUGCUCGGCGAUCUCUCGCUUGGGGAUUCGCUGAAAUGUGACAAUCCUUCCCAAUCUCAGGUCUUCGAUUAUGAGCCGAAACUGUACGGUUUCGGAAGUUUGCCCUGUGUUAAAGAUAGUUUAGUUUAUGAUACGGAUUUUAUGCAAGUUAAAGUACCUGAAGACAUUACCGAAAGUCAGAAAACAGUGGACAGCUUGAAGAUCAUCGAGAACAUCAGCAUGAAUUUCGCGCCCGGCAAAGAGUCGGAGGAAGAAGAGGAAGAUGGUAGCAGAGAAGGCGAUGGGAAAGAGCAAGAGGACGAUGAGGAUGCGGAAGAGGGCGAACAGGAGAAUGAUAGGGAUGAGGUGUCGUUGGAUCAUACUUAUAUCAAGCCUAAACUGGAAAUCGAGGAGAUUCCCGAGAUGGUGAUCAGCUCCGACCUGCAGAUCGGCGAUACGAUUAUUCUGGAUGAGGAUCGGCGAGACAAUUCCAGUUUGGGCGUCUGCUUCAAUCCGACGAGAGACUACAGUUUCGUGGAGCAAAUCGUGAACGUGCCUUCCGUUGAGCACUUGCUGUCCGAGAAUCAGUUCUCGACGUCCGAGAUCGUCAACGAGUUCUGCGAAGACGUUUUCGAGGGUGGUCUUGAGCUGAAGAACAUCAGUCCGAUGAAACCCAUUGAGCACAGGCUCAAAACUCCAGAAAAAUCAAUCAAAGUCGAACCGACUGUGACACUGCCUCUGCCACGAUACAAGAGGACGAAAGUGAAAGCGCCCCCGAAAAAAUCACCAAAUUCAUAGAACAUGCACUACUUGUACAUACUUAUAAAUAUCCUUAAUUUAUUAUUUGUAAUAUUAUAUAUUUUUUUUUA